UUUUUCCAACCCGAUCUAAAUAAAGUAUUGGGUCAAAAGAGAUGUUCUCUCGUCUAAAAUUUUGGAGGCCUAGAAAACCACAAUUAAAUGCUCGUCAAGUAUAUGUCAACGAACCUUUACCUCAAGCAAAACUUGAUAAAAAUGGAAAUCCAAAACAAAAAUAUGUCACAAAUAAAGUUGUAACUUCAAAAUAUAGUAUUUUUACUUUUAUCCCAAAAAAUUUGUACGAACAAUUUCGGCGUAUUGCCAAUUUUUUCUUCUUGUUAUUAGUCGUAUUACAAUGGUUCCCAGAAUUUGCUACAAUUGAACCCGUAGUUGCAGCAUUGCCCAUGUUUAUAAUUUUGGGUAUAACUUCAAUUAAAGAUGGAUUUGAAGAUUUUAAACGUCAUGUAACUGAUAGGUCCGUUAACAAUAGGAAAACACGGACAUUGGGGAAUUGGAAGAACGUAAAUUAUACUGGUGCAGCGUCUAAUUCCUUCAUUAAUUUUAUAAUAUCCUUAUUUAACAAAAAAACCCCAGUUGGUGAACCGGCAGGAAGAGAAAGUCCGGAAUGGAAGGAAACAUUAUUCAAAGAUGUACGUGUAGGAGAUUUCAUUAAAUUACAUAAUGAUGAUUUUAUUCCAGCUGACAUUAUCAUUCUUUCUACAUCCGAACCUAAUUCACUUUGUUAUGUUGAAACAAAAAAUCUUGAUGGUGAAACAAAUUUAAAAAUAAGAUCAAGUGUCCCAGAAAUUGAUCAUUUAACGACACCAGAUGAUUGUACACAUGUUCGGUUCUAUGUUGACUCGGAACCUCCUACAACAAACUUAUUUUCAUAUAACGCUACAUUGGUUUUUCCUUCUGGACUACCAGAUAGACCGCGCUCUCGCGGCGGUCCUAUCAAAAUUCCAAUAAAUUUGAAUUCUAUGUUAUUAAGAGGCUGCGUGUUAAAAAAUACUGAAUGGGUCAUUGGUUUGGUAGUUUUUACUGGCAGUGAUACCAAGCUUUCAUUAAACUCUGGUGAUACACCUUCAAAAAGAAGUCGUAUUGAAAAAAUGAUGAAUCCGCAAGUCCUUGCGAACUUGGCCAUAAUGGGAUCUAUGUGUGCUUUGUGUGCCAUUGGUAGCAAAAUUUGGGAGACAAAUAAUUUAGGAAGAAAUGCAACUUAUAUUGAACAAGGGAGUAGAGGGAUUGAACUAAACGCCUUUUUAGCCUUCUGUAAUGCCUUAAUUGCUUUUCAAAACAUCGUUCCCAUUUCAUUGUAUUUGUCAAUUGAAUUUGUUAAGUCGGUUCAAGCAUUCUUUAUUUUCAUGGAUGAUGAAAUGCGUUAUCCUGAAACUGAUACGCCUUGCGUUCCUAAAAAUUGGAAUCUAUCAGAUGAUUUAGGUCAAAUUGAAUACAUUUUUUCCGAUAAAACCGGCACUUUAACACGAAAUGUAAUGGCAUUUCGUAAAUGUUCUAUAGGUGGGAAAGUUUAUCAAGGUGAAGUUUCAGAGAGUGACUCCGAAGGUGUUAUAACCACUCCGACCAAUGAUAAUAGUAAAUCGACACCAUCUCUAGUAUCAAAUGCAAAAACUUCUCAAUCAGAUAUUCCUAAAUCAGGAUCUUCUAAAAAAAUUAAUGAAAAAAAGAAAGAAAAGAAAGAAAAGAAAGAAAAGAAGCCAUUUACCGACCAUGAGCUUAAACAAGAUAUGACUAAUUCUGAUUAUUCGAAAACUAUUAAUGAUUUUUUCACCCUUCUUGCAAUUUGUCAUACCGUAUUGGUCAAUACAAAUUCUGAUGGAGAACAACAAUAUAAAGCCCAAUCGCCUGAUGAAGCUGCACUUGUACAAGCUGCUAAAGACGUGGGUUAUACUUUUCGUUCUCGCGAAACUGAUAACAUUACUAUUACUACACCGGACGGUAAGGAAGUCCACUUUGAGUUAUUAAAUAUUCUUGAAUUUACAAGUUCAAGGAAAAGGAUGAGUAUUAUUGUACGAUCACCAACGGAUGGCCGUAUAACCUUAUAUUGUAAAGGAGCUGAUAAUGUCAUUUUUGAAAGACUAAAGAGUGGCCAAGAUUAUAGGGCAAAUAUAACUGGCGAGCACUUAGAAGAUUUUGCAAAAGAAGGUCUUCGGACGCUUUGCUUAGGUUACGCAGAUAUUGAUCCUGGUUUUUACCAAAAAUGGAAUAUCGAGUUUCGGGAAGCAUCAUCUUCAAUUGUAGACCGUGACAAAAGAGUUGAAAUUGUUAGCAAUCAAAUUGAAAAAGAUUUAAUACUACUUGGUGCUACCGCAAUCGAAGAUCGCUUGCAAGAUGGUGUGCCAGAGUGUAUUGCAACUCUUAAACGCGCAGGUAUUAAAAUAUGGGUUUUGACUGGUGAUAAGAUGGAAACUGCAAUAAGUAUCGGAUUUUCGACAUGCUUAUUAAGUAGAGACAUGAACCUUAUUAUUGUUCGUGGAGGUGCUUAUGGAGAAUCGGGUAGCGCUUACGAACAAAUGCGUAAUGCCGUAGAAAAAUUCUUUCCCACUGAUCAGGAUAUUCAAAAUAAUAUACGCUCUCAAGUUCCUCCUGUUAUGUCGGUCAACAGUGUUCCUCGACCAUCAACUUCACAUGCACGUGAAAUGAGUUUGGGAAGAAGUCUUUCCAUUAUUUCAGGUGUAUCCAAUUCACCAAGACCUGGAGGACAUGCUUUAAUUAUCGAUGGAGUAGCAUUAAAGUAUGCCCUGGAAGAACCUUGGAGUAGGAACUUGUUAUUAGAUUUGGCCUGUCGAUGCAAAGGAGUCAUUUGUUGUCGUGUGUCACCAUUACAAAAAGCUAAAGUUGUAGAAUUAGUUAAGGAGGGAAAGAAUGUAAUGACUUGUGCUAUUGGAGAUGGAGCUAAUGAUGUUAGUAUGAUUCAAGCCGCACAUAUUGGUAUAGGAGUUGCGGGAGAAGAAGGAUUACAGGCUGUUAUGGCAUCAGAUUAUGCUAUUGCACAGUUUCGAUAUCUUACUCGUCUUUUGUUAGUUCAUGGACAUUAUGCAUAUAUUCGAAAUUCCUCCAUGAUUCUCAAUUUCUUUUAUAAAAAUAUGAUAGGGGUUGGGAGUUUAUUUUGGUAUCAAUUCUUUUGCGGGUACUCUACAACUAUUGUCUUUGAAUAUACUUAUACAUUAUUUUGGAAUUUAUUUUUCACAUGUGUAGCUGUACUUUCAAUUGGUGUAUUCGAUCGGGAUGUGCCCGAUAAUGUUGCUACUGAAGUACCUGAAUUAUACAAGAGAGGUAUUAACCAAGAAGCUUAUACGAUGCUAACAUUUUUAUAUUAUAUGCUUGAAGGUAUUUAUCAAUCCGUGAUAUGCUUCUUUGUUUCAUAUUUUGCUUAUCAAAAAGGAAGUGUCAAUGAUAAAGGACGUACACCUGAUUAUCUUGAAAUGGGAACGACAAUGGCAGUUGCAUGUAUCACGAUGGCAAACUUGUUCACCGGAUUCAAUGCACAAUGUUGGACAAUAUUUCAUUAUAUUUCAGUUUUUGGAUCGAUAGCUUUAAUUUUACUUUACAUAGCUGUCUAUAGUUUAAUCCCGUUUGCAGCGAUCUAUGGAUUUAACUAUUCUGUGUUUGGUGGAGGGGUAUUUUGGUUCUGUAUAUUAUUAACUGUAAUUAUUUCCAUGCUUCCAAGAUAUUCUUGGAAAUAUUACCAAAGAAACUACAGACCUAUAGAUGUCAAUAUUAUUCAAGAAAUUAUCAAGACCGAUCCAAAACAUAAUUUCUCGAGAGAUCCACUUAUAUAUAGAAGCGUAAGCUUAGCCAGGCAAUCAACGAAAGAAUCAUUGUAUUCAAGAAAUGAAUCAAUAUCGCCCAUAUUUGCUGAAGGAGGAGUAGUGACAUAUUCUACACGUCCAAGUUUUGCUACGGAUCGUACAAAUUUAGAUACUCGAUCACCUACACCACCUGUUCCUCCUAUACCACCAGAAUAUGUUAAUAAUAAUUUAGAAGUAUCAGAGGUUCCUACAAGCAUGACAUUUAUGCGAACAGGAUUAACGGAACCAAUGCGAGGAUAUGCAUUCUCACAAGAAGAAGGUACAGGGCGUAUAAUGGCACCACCUUUAAAACGUCGUAAAACAAAUCCUGGCCCUAUUGGGCGUACGUCCAAGAUUGAAUUUAAUGAUCUCAGUUUACGUCGUAGAAGUUUGCCAGAAGUAAGGGCCUCUAGGGAUUUAAUCGAUGUCCUUGGAGAAGAGGAAAGAAUUAGAAUGGUACAUUUUAGGGAUUCAACGGCGACAACAAAUAUAACUUCGAGAGUGAAUAGUGAAUACGUUAGCGAGGAACUUGGUAUUCAAUCAAGUAGUCAUAUGAGUGAAAAUGAAAGUGAAAAUGAACAAGUUAAUGAGAACAAUAAUGAUUCAGGUGAGACACAAAAUCAACCAAUAAUAGAACAAGAACAAUCAAAAACUUUAGAUAAUAACGAUAAAGCUGAGACAACUUAAAAUCAGUAUUAAUAUAAAUUAUGAAUAGUAUUUUAUUUUAUAGAACAAUUUUAAUUUUAUUAGUCUUUUUUUUUUUAUUGUAAAUAGGGCUUUAAAAAGUUGUAUUAAUUAUAAUAAUUUCG
Rhizophagus irregularis DAOM 181602=DAOM 197198 is the source of this 4543-nucleotide messenger RNA. RefSeq lists its product as uncharacterized. The record is from RefSeq and is a predicted model, not a curated record. Lineage: Eukaryota; Fungi; Glomeromycota; Glomeromycetes; Glomerales; Glomeraceae. Gene Ontology annotation, biological process: phospholipid translocation. Gene Ontology annotation, molecular function: ATPase-coupled intramembrane lipid carrier activity; ATP binding; ATP hydrolysis activity. Gene Ontology annotation, cellular component: plasma membrane; trans-Golgi network.